AUGGGCUCCGUCGUUAUUCCUCAUCUGGUCACAGCAUGGCAUGUCGACCAGGCUAUCCUCUCCGAAGACGCACGCCUGGUCGUUAUUCGCUUCGGUCGUGAUCAUGAUCCUGACUGCAUGCGUCAAGAUGAAGUCCUCUACAAAAUCGCCGAUCGCGUCAAGAACUUUGCCGUCAUCUAUGUCUGUGAUCUCGAUCAAGUUCCGGACUUCAAACAGAUGUACGAACUCUACGAUCCCGUCACCCUUAUGUUCUUCUUCCGCAACAAACACAUGAUGUGCGAUUUUGGUACUGGUAACAACAACAAAUUGAACUGGGUGUUGGAAGAUAAGCAGGAACUCAUCGAUAUCAUCGAAACCAUCUAUAAAGGUGCAAAGAAGGGACGUGGUCUUGUUGUUUCACCCAAGGACUACUCGACUCGAUAUCGCUACUAA
Exophiala bonariae is the source of this 432-nucleotide messenger RNA. RefSeq names its product Dimethyladenosine transferase (gene DIM1). The record is from RefSeq and is a predicted model, not a curated record. The coding region runs from base 1 to 432 and encodes 143 amino acids. Gene Ontology annotation, cellular component: U4/U6 x U5 tri-snRNP complex; U5 snRNP; spliceosomal complex. Gene Ontology annotation, biological process: mRNA splicing, via spliceosome. The transcript has a single exon. NCBI's taxonomy places the organism in Eukaryota, Fungi, Ascomycota, Eurotiomycetes, Chaetothyriales, Herpotrichiellaceae.